AUGGCAUUUAUAACAGUUAUGGUGAUUGUGGUCUCAAACUUGUUCCUGUCCUGCUUCACGUCCAAGACGAAAGACAUUGCUAAUUUGAAGCUCAGUGAACAAAUUCCACGUACUUAUGUGAUGGCUGGCGAAAUUUUAAUGGUUCAAAUGCUACACGUCGUGGGUCCACACGAAUUUUAUGUUAUAAAGGACGAUUUAACCGAAGAAAAACGAAAGUUUUUGUCUGACCUCAAUUCGUUCUAUGGAGCACAAGAGACACAACGCCAGCAAAUGUAUUUGGCUGAACCUGGCGUGAGUUGCGCUGUAAGCAUUGCCGAUUUUUGGCAUCGAGCCCGAAUUAUAGAGGUAAAAGGAAAUGGAUCACUACUGGUACGACUUGUCGAUGAAGGGCGUACCGAGACAAUUAACUGGCGCCAAGCAUACACGCUAACUGAAAUGUUUCGACAAAAGCGAGAAUAUGCGAUUCGGUGUACAUUGGCCGACAUUGAACCAUUGCAAGAAAAUUCAUACAAUUACACAGCAACUGCAAUUUCUGACUUCAGGCAGAUGACUGUGAACCCAUGCUUGAGAAUGGAAAUUCAGAGCACAUCAGAAGAUCUUACAGGUUCUGCUCUAUGCAGUCAUUGUUUGGUGUACACCAAAUACAAUAGCACACCAACGGAUCCUCCUACCAACAAAAACUGUGAAUGGUACAGGGGCAUUGUCAUCGAAGCGAAUCACGAGCACGUUUCGGAAACAACUUAUUCGUUAUUCUCGAUCGGUGCACAGUUGGAUCGUGUGACAAAUGCAGUUUACCGUUGCCAUUUGGCCGGUAUUUGUCCCGCCGGCAAUGUCAAAACAUGGUCAAAAUCAGCUAUCGAUUGGUUUCGAUAUUCGAUCAAACAAUUUGAAUUACAAUGGGUUUCUAUGAGAGGAAAGCGCUUGGAGGAAACGAAUUCAUUACCAGUCGUAUUGUGGGGCUCCUCAACAGAUACUACGGAUCCUUUGGCACCAUGCAUUAUUAAAUUCACUAAUAUUAGCAAGAUAUUGGUCGAGAAAGGAAUUGACCUAAAAGAAGGUGAAAUAACAAUCCAAAAAUGGUUUAAAUCCCUCGAAGAUGAUAUGACUCUUAACGUUGAUGUUUAUCUUAACAAUGUCGAUGCUCAGCUAUCUACAGGAAUGGACAGGGCAUCGGUUGCGUGGACAAAGUCCAAAGAUCUUAAUAAGACCUUGUUUGCCGGUUAUCCAACAUAUGUAGACUAUGAUGGCAUUAUAUUUCUACAUGAAGCCGAUGAUAAAGAAUUCUUGACCAAAAUGAGCAAUAUAAUGUCCAAAUUGUUCGCCAAUGUUGAGGAGCCUCCCGCGGAUUAUGUCUACACCGCAGGCCAACCAUGCAUUGCAAAAUAUCACUUGGACUCCAAAAUUUACAGAGCAUAUGUAAAAAAAGAAAAGUCAAAUGACAAAGAAGAAAUCGAAGUCCGAUUCGUCGACUAUGGAGAUGUGGAAAAUGUGGUCCCAAAAGACAUUCGGCCAUACGCUCCAUUUCCAAACAUGCCAUCGCUUGCAAGCAGAUACCAACUUAUUGGAAUCCAACCCAACAACGAAAGUGGUGAAUUCUCAGUCGAUGUUCUGGAUCAAAUGCAUCUUUACAUUGUCGGAAAGUUUGUUUCGGUGCGCCUGUCACCCACAGAACUGACAAUGCCCAUCAAGAAGUGUAAUAUGCGAUUAGGCACCGUUGAUGUUGCCGCCACCUUCAUAGAAAAAGGUUGGGCAGCGGCAGAAACUCUGAUGCCAGGUUUGUCUUCGUUCAAUAACGUCGAAUAUACGAAUGAGCCGAGGAGAAAUCGUCGGAACCCCUUUUCAAAUUCCAACAGUACCGAUUAUGAGGAUUUCGACGCAAAUAAUUUGAAUGAAAACGAAUUCUGUAUAGAAAAUGAAGCUAGCAAUUGGAUGGUAUUGCCGCAAUACAAAGAGGAUAACAUUAGCAAUGUAAUCGAGCGUCUAGACAAACGCCAUGACAAUCUCCUUUCGAAAAUUACUCAAACCGGAAAUGAACACAAGAACAGUUUUGCAAUCCCUCCAACGAAGAAGCGCAUGUUCGAUCACAGUGAUUAUACACAAAUGAUGAACGGAGGAUUAUUACUUGACGUAGAUGAUUUAAGCAAUGUCAGCGGGAAUGAUCAUAAAAUGGUAUCAUUUAGCAUUGCCGAUGACGACGAUGAAGAUGUUGUUGAAAUGAGCCACAAUUUUGCCAUGAAUUAUUGGCAUUCCGCAACAGAUGAUACAAAGAGAAACGAGGAAUAUGACAUAUGCCAACAAUUGGAGCAUCGAAUCUCAUUCCAAGAAGAGGAGGACAUAGAAUCGGAAUAUGAACAUUUUUAUCCGGACGAGACUUCGACAAUUUUUACCCACUUCAGUGGAAUUGAUGUAUUCAAGACACCCCACUUUCCAGGUGCACAGCAACAGUUCAAAUGUCGAGUUAUAAAGAUAAUAUCACCUACUGUACUUCACAUAAUUCCCAUUACAACUGAUUACAAGAAACAAGAUAUUAAUAUGCAGAUUGCUAUUGGUAAAGCAGCCAAAACAGCUAGACCACUCACGAGCUUCAAGCGAUCCACGCCAUGUCUGGCAUGUUAUUCAAAAGACAAAAAGUGGUAUAGAGCCGUUAUUCGCAGUAACAACAAAAUAUCCAAAACUGUCGACGUCUUAUAUGUUGACUAUCUAAAUAGUGAAACCCUUCCUACCAAAUACAUUCGCGAGUGUCCUCCGGAAGUAUUAAGUUGGCCGCAGCGCACGCUUCGUGUUCGUUUGCAUGGUUUAAUCGCAAAUAUGAAAGUUGACGAAUCAGCCAUACGUCUAGCGUUACACAGAACUGUAUCUAAACGAGAUCUUACCGCUGUUGUCAAGAAGUAUCGAAACUGUCAAACAUCUUCGAUUGAUACAUUAUCUGCUACCAAAAAUAUAAAUGAGAUAUCUUUGUAUGAAUCUGAAUACCACCUAUCAUUACAAAUUCCCAUUUACGAACACCUUAUAAAGUCAAAUUUCUAUUCCAGAUUAUAAUAACUUAAUUAUAUGAAAUGUGUUUUAUAAUUUUAUGUUUUCCUUAGAAUGUUACUUUUUAUGCAUUGAUAAGCCUUAAUGAUAAUAUAUAAUGUUAAACAUGAAUUACUUAACAAAUACAUAAUUUAUUUUACAAACGAAUUUAAAAUAUACUCUAAUUUUAAAUUAACCUUUGAAAUAUUUCCAUUGUCAACAGGUAAUAAAUGUCGAUAGGAUAAAAUUUAAUGAUUAUCAGACUCUUUUUCUCCAAUUUAUAAGACAUAUAGGGAUAUUCUGCCUAAAAAUUUAUCUAUCUUACUCCAGAUGUUGCUGUUCUAAUUCCGGAUUGUCCAUCUUUGCAAA
Messenger RNA from Musca domestica (house fly), 3381 nucleotides. RefSeq lists its product as uncharacterized. Lineage: Eukaryota; Metazoa; Arthropoda; Insecta; Diptera; Muscidae. The record is from RefSeq and is a predicted model, not a curated record.